Molecule: messenger RNA, 5343 nt
Organism: Danaus chrysippus (African queen)
Lineage: Eukaryota; Metazoa; Arthropoda; Insecta; Lepidoptera; Nymphalidae
Source: the annotation of a GenBank genome assembly
AUGUCUGAGACUUUAUCCCCUAACUCCUCGCCCAGCUGCGAAGAACAUAGCAGACGCCGCUCAGUGUUCUAUGUGCCGUUAUUCGAAAGUUUCGAUAAUUACUUGCCUCUGACUCCGGAGGAGAAAGAAGCAAUUCUAUGCGGUCAAAAUGUCGAACAUACUCCUACUAAACCAAGGCGAAAGAAUACAGCGGAGUAUGGAAGGUUGCACAUACAUUCCCGCGCGGAAACGUCUUCUAUUGAAAGUGAAAGUGAUUUCAGUCCUGUCAGGCGAUAUCCACGACCUUUGUCGUCGAGAAUGAGUUCCAAUGAAGCAUUGGCAAGAGAAGGUCAAAGCGAUCUCACGAGUCCCAGGCUUGUCGCUGAGAGCAAUGUCAUUCGCCACAGACAUCCAAGAUUACGUACAACGACAUCAUGUGAACCGCGUUACGAUAGAAUAUAUUCCCCUCUCACAACAUCGAUCUCAUCUAACAAACUGAACAAUUCAACUUCAAGUAUAAGCACCAGGUUACCCUCAAAAAAUCCCAUACGCAACUCUAACCUGUCCUUAAUACCCGAUGCACCGAAGAUGCUUUCCCCGGCUAAAGAAAAGUCAAAAACAUUGCCGCAGAAUUUAAAUACACCUUCACCGAUUCGUGGCAGUAGUAGUUCUACGUCUAUAUUCAAAACUCCAAAAAUCACCGUAACACCUGAGAGUCCCCAUAAGAGUCCAGGAAAAAUGACGGGACUUAACUUUAUUAGGCGAUCGAGGAGCACGAAAUUGUCUAGAAGUAAUUCUUUGCUCCGAAGCAUAACUGCUAGAUACAUUGAGGAAGGUCUCGAAGACAACGUGGCUGUAAUAACGGACUUGACGGACAAUUAUGAUAAGUUUGUGGACGAUAACGGGGGUGAAAAGGAGGUUAUUUGUGCUUUAAUUAAGAAAAAUGAAGAGCAGAUUACGAAUAGUCCCCUCAGUAUGAGACGGACUUAUCUGGACGCCGAUGACGAUUUAGCUGUUCAUUCCGAUACAUCAUAUGAGACGUCAUGUCGGCGUGGUUCAGCCCCAAGUACUCCAAUACCCGGGACGCAGGCUCAGCACAGUCCCUCGCGCCUCGCGUCCUUCUUCUUCUCAAAGCGGUCCUUCAGAAGCAAUCCACUCAAACGGACGAAGUCAGCCGCCAAGAUAGAAAGCAAGCAAGUCCUUGCAGCCGUUCCGACACACCCAGCGACACACGCUUUGAGGACAUCCAGAUCUCAUGAAAGUCUCCUAUCAGCACAAUCGCCAGCAGUAUCAACAAUGGAUCUCGGACCCCCCAAUCAGGUUGAGAUUCGAGCUCUUCAUUCGUCAGUACUGGGCAGGCCGCAUUGUUUCGCACUGAGCGCUGAGAAUCGCGCUCCGCGGUACUUCGCGUGCGCCUCCAGAAAGGAAAGAGAUCGCUGGAUUUACAGUUUACGUCAGGCCGCUCGUCCCGAUGAGAUGCGGACGCGUCGCUGUGAACGGACGGUUAAGCUUUGGUUAUUGGAGGCUAAAGCCAUACCGCCUAAGAAAAGAUACUACUGUGAAAUACUACUAGAUGAUACUCUACAUGCCAGGUCUUCAUCCAAGUUAAAGACUGAGCUGUGUUUCUGGGGCGAGGUGUACGAGUUCUGUUCUUUACCACCCGUGAGAUAUAUUAAUGUGAACGUGUACCGCGAACCGGAGAGACGACCGAGGAAAAGAGACAAACAUGCACUAGUCGGUACAGUUCGUAUUCCCGUGGACGAUGUAUCAUCUCGGUACCCCAAUGAGCGUUGGUACCCCAUCAGUGAGGAUAAGCCGCAGUCCCCGGCCCGCGCGCCCGCGCCCCUCCCCGCGCUACGUAUCAAGUGUCGGUAUCAAUGCGUUGAUGUACUACCAAUAGACUGCUACGUGAGAUUCCUGGAUUACCUCAAGAAGAACUACAGACGUCUCUGCGAAUACUUGGAACCAGUUAUCGGUGUGAAAGCUAAGGAGGACAUAGGUUGUGCUCUUGUGUUGUGUAUGGCGGGUGCUGGUCUAGCGCCGCGGUAUUUGGCGGAUGUUGUGGCGUUGGACGUGCGGCGUACUGGCGACCACUCUCUCACGUUUAGAGGAAACUCACUCGCUACUAAGAGCAUGGAGGCGUACCUUAAACUGGUUGGAGAUCAGUAUUUACAGGAUACGUUAGGAGAGGCGGUAUUAUCAGCGGCUGGUCCGGGCGCCCCCGAGUGUGAGGUGGAUCCUCUCCGCGCUGGUUCAGGCGCAGCUCUCAGACGUCAGCAGACAGCGCUCCGUGACACUGUAUCCCUCGCCUGGUCGGCCAUCGCUUCCUCCGCCCCACGCUUUCCACCACCAUUGAGGGACUGUUUUGCUACCUUCCGUGAAAGGCUAGCAUCAAUGGGCCGGGAGGAUAUUUCAGAUAACCUAAUAAGUGCUUCAAUUUUCCUUCGUUUCCUUUGUCCUGCUAUUCUUUCUCCCAGUCUCUUUGGAAUUAUUCACGAAUACCCUAACGAGCGAGCAGCGCGUAAUUUGACUCUGGUGGCGAAGACUUUGCAAACGUUGGCAAACUUCACGCGCUUCCAGGGCAAGGAGGCUUUUAUGGAGUUCCUCAACGACUUCUUAGAACAGGAGGCACCCAAUAUGAAAGCUUUCCUAAGGGCUAUAUCGCUAAAUUCUUCAACGUUAUUCUUUCAGACGAGACCUCAAGAGCAGCAACAUCAAUCCAGCCAGCAACAGCAACAGAGCAACCAGACCGACAGCAAGCGAAACUCAUCCACAUCCCACUCAUCUGUGGAGGGGGAAGUGGACCCUGACCCUGAAUGGGCCCCCCACGUCGAUCUCGGCAAGCAACUAGCAACACUGCAUUCCUUGCUAGUGGACAGUCUGCCGAAAUUGUGUGCUGCUAAAAUACAGGAGCUCGAUCCACUGACUGAUAUUUUAGAUGAACUAAGCAAGAGAUUAUUGAGCAAUGACAAUGGACCGAUACCUCAAAUAGGUGACAAUAUAUUCAGGUUCAAUGAUCCGACAUGUAACGCACCCACAAAACAAAACAACGACACACCAACAAACGGUCCAAUGACGAAUAAUUUUGCUCACAGUUCGCCUAUAAUGAACAAAAAUGGCGUACAAUUCAACAUAAGUCCAUCGAAAUCGAAUGCCGAGGACUCUAAAUAUAAGGGAUCGUUUGCAACUGUUUCUAAAUCACCAAGUUUUAAUUUACGCUCAGCGACGCUCCCAAGAAACGGAUACGGUACGAAUCAAGUGAAUCAAAACGUUAACCCAGAUAGAUACAGCUCGCAGUACAAUAACCAAGAGCAUUGUGUCAAUUUGAAAGUCGUACAAAUUGGCUUUGGUUCGGAUCAGUAUCCCAAAGGCAUCAGUAACGGUGUGAAUGAAAACGAGAGAAGGUUUCAAGAUAGAUACAAACCUAAUAACUUUAACCAAACACAUUUCCACAACACUAAUUACAACAGCACCGAACGCUCGCCAAGCAGCGACAGCAUUAAUCACAAUUACUGCUCAAACGACAUGCAGAACAUUAUGAAGGAAACGGCGACCCUGGAUGAAUUAUCAGAUCUCUUGAAAUACGCUGAUGAUUCAGAUAUAGUAGAUGAAAAAAUGAUGAACAAGAAGAAUAUAUCGCAAUCUAAAACCAACAAUAACAACAUUAUAAACGGAAACAAAAACUCGUACACAAACAACGGCUCGAACGUGUCUAUUAGCGGUUUGUCAAAUGUUGCGAGCUCAGGAUACCAAAGUAUUGCUACUUACAGUCAAAGUUCCAGUCCCAUAGAAAACGCGACUCAUCUCCACCAAGCCUAUGAAAACGGUGGACAGCCGAUGAGCCGCUACUCACAACUAAAUUACCAAAAGCAGAGAGAUAAGCAGUAUUACGAAAAUAAAAAUGAAAAAUUCUAUCCAAAGAGCCCAGUGCAGCAAAAAAUUGAAUACGAUAUCCAGAAAUACGGCAUACAGAACUUCACGACCGCCGACAACGUUCAAAACAACACAAACGCUAAUACUAAAGUAGCACCGCUUGUUUUUACAAAUCCUGUCUACAAUAUGGAUGACAACAGACAGUCACAGGAUGCGAAGAAAACUAGUGAAAACAGAAACUCCAAGCGAUGUCCAUGCGGCUCAUCCAGUUCAUCCAUUGAUGAGGAGGGCUUGAGCACUGACAACGUGGAGACCAACUCCGAAGAAGGUUCUACCAACUUCAAUGAUGAUAGAAACUUCGACAAACAGAAUCGUAACGCAACCCACCGAAAACUCACCAGAGAUAAUUGUAAUUACGAAGACGUGUACCAGAGGACAACUAAUCAUAGUAACUCUCCUAGAAUAAGAGACGAUGAAUCUUCUAGUAAUUCUCCUAGCUUACGGAAAGCCAGCAAGACGCGAAUGCCUAGAACGAAUCCUAUGCUCUCUUACUCGACUAACCAAAAUCAACUCAACCUUAAGCAUUUCGGUCAGCGGGGUGAAUCUUUAUACGAGAGUAAACCUCACCACAUCUCUACCGAUUCCGGAUAUCCGAUGAGCAGAUCUGAUUCCAACGUGGAAGAAGUGAACAAGGAAAUGUAUAGAUUACAAAUAUCUCGAAGUCAGAAAGCGUUAUAUAACAUGGAAAAUUCUAAAAACUCUCCAGAGAAGUUCAUUGCGGAGAAUUCCAUAGCGGAAACGAACUAUCCUCUAGAUAGAACGUACUCCGGAGCAAAAAUAUCCAGUAGCAGGUUAAAUGAGGAUCUGGAAAGACAUCAAGACUAUUAUGGUAUGAGAGAAAGACGGGAAUCUCCUUCGCGAGGUUUCAAUAGGGAGUCGCAUUCAAGCGAGGCGAGUGAGAGGGUGCCCGUGAGGGUAGACAGAGAAGCUCCUGUAAGGGACAAGUUGCAACGGAGACUUAGCUUGGAAUCAGCCAGGGAACUCACUGACAGCUCAAGCGAAGUCGACGACACUUUUUAUAGUACAACUGGCAGAAAACGAGCGAACAAGCACCAUAGAACCAUUGAACAGUAUGAACGUGAAAUAGAGAGGCUAAAAUGUUCAGUGGAACUUCUAAGGGGGCGCUUGGGGCCAACUGAUUCUGGCCAAGAUCAAACUGAUGCCAAAAUGAAGGCUAUUAUAUCCAGAUUAAUUUGCGUAGAAGAGGAGCUUCGCCGGGAACAGCGUAAGAUGGCCGCCGCUUUAUCACACAAGCAACGCGUGAUUGAAGCUCAGGAACAUCGCAUAGCUGCUCUAGAUGAAGCUAAUACGAGGCUACUAUCAGCUUUGGUUCAUUUACAACAGAGAGCCCCCCACCCGUCACACAACAACAACAACAGCACUUCCCACUCCCCCCACUCACAACACUCUCAUCAGGAAUUACAGAUUUAA